Oryza sativa Japonica Group (Japanese rice) is the source of this 1041-nucleotide messenger RNA. Lineage: Eukaryota; Viridiplantae; Streptophyta; Magnoliopsida; Poales; Poaceae. The record is from RefSeq and is a predicted model, not a curated record.
CCUCACACGCUCUCACCAACACAAGAAACCACACGCUUACGAGACGCCACGGCGGCGGCGGCGGCGAUGGUGGAGCUCUGCGGCGGCGAGGGGGAGGGGCAGAUCAUGCUGGCGACGGAGCUGGCCCAGCUGCGGGCCAUGGCGAGGGAGCUGGAGGCGAAGAUGGACCCGGACAGGGUGGCCGCGCGGGAGCUCUGCAGGGCGCUGGCGUCGUCCGUCGACCGGUCCAUCCGCCUCGCCGCGUCCUGCUUCCCGCCGCCGGAGCACCCGCCCCCCGCCGCCGGCAAUGCCGGCAGGGACGCCGCGUUCAAGAAGAGGAAGGGGAUGGCCAAGGUGAGGAGGCAGGUGAGGGUGACGUCGGUGCAGGACACGGCGUCGCUGGACGACGGCCUGAGCUGGAGGAAGUACGGCCAGAAGGACAUUCUUGGCGCCAAAUACCCGAGGGCCUACUUCAGGUGCACUCACCGGCACACGCAGGGAUGCAACGCGACCAAGCAGGUGCAGCGCGCCGACGGCGACCCGCUGCUCUUCGACGUCGUCUACCUUGGCGACCACACCUGCGGCCAGGCCGCCGUCGCCGCCGCCGCCCAGAGCGCGCCGCCCGAGCAUGCCGGCCAGGAGCAGCAGAGGCAGAGCUCGCUGCUCGCUGCGGGAACGGAAGGAAUUCAUCAGCAGGUAGUGGCAGAGCCUAUGGCGGCGCCGUUCUUGUUCACCUCGACGGCGGCCGGCGGCGUCGACGACGGCUACUUCUCCUUCAUCUCGCCGGCGAACUCCGACUGCCAGUUCAGCAGCGACUUCUCGGCGGGCAGCGUCGGGGUUGACAUGGACCACGAGGCUCGUUUCGAAGAUCUUUUCUCGAGCACUCUUGAGUUUUUCCAAUCGGAGAUUCAGAAUCUGUAGGUGGCCGAAUGCACGCAGUAACCGUACUUUGUUAAAGGUUCGCAUCAGUAUUAGCUACUGGCCUACUCCAUACUACUCUGUACAGCCUCUAUGCUUUUUCCUUAUGAAUGAAUCUACUAUUAGUUGCUAAUUGUUCUUUUC